CUGUGCCCUCGUGUCGUGAGCACGCUCAUCAGGCUCAAGCAUAUGCCACUAAAUAUUCGGAGAACCUCCACGGCCAACCUCCCCUUCGUUAUCACCCUUGGUAAUCCACUAUAUACAAUGGAUUGGUAGCGAGCAAUUGAUUACAUUGGGUGACCAUCAUCAGUGAUUACUAGUACUAUAUAUUAUCAGCGAGUUGAUCGGCAGCUAGCUAGACUAGAAGUGAACCAAAGCAAGAUCAGGCCGGGAUGGUGCAGUUUGGCAAGUGGCUGAGGAGGCAGAUCGAUCAGAGCCUGCCGGAGUGGCAGGACCAGUUCCUGCGCUACAAGGAGCUGAAGCGCUGCGUCAAAGCCCUCUCCGGCGUCUGCCCGCCGCUGCCGGCGGAGGAGGCCGAGUUCGUCGCCGAGGUCGACGCCGAGACCGAGAAGAUCAACGCCUUCUUCCUGGACCAGGAGGAGGAGUUCAUCAUCCGCCACCGGGAGCUGCAGAACGACAUCAAGCGCGCGCUGGACCGCAGAGCGGCGGGCGCCGCCGUGCCGGUGACCCCGGCGCAGCACGACGCCGAGGUCGCCGCCAUCCGCAGGGAGAUCGUCAACUUCCAUGGCGUCAUGGUGCUGCUCCUCAACUACAGCAGCAUCAACUACAUAGGUCUUGCCAAGAUCUUGAAGAAGUACGACAAGCGCACGGGCGCGAUGCUGCGGCUGCCGGUGAUGGAGACGGUGCUGCAGCAGCCUUUCUUCAAGACGGAGACGGUGUCGCAGCUGGUGCGGGAGUGCGAGGCCAUGAUGGAGGCCGUGUUCCCGGAGGCGCCCGAGGGCCAGGCCGCGGCGGCGGCGCUCGCCGUGGCGGAGGCGGAGCAGAGCAUCUUCCGCAACACCGUGGCCGCGCUCCUCACCAUGCAGGACGUCCGCAAGGGGAGCUCCACCAGAGGAAGCCACUCGCUGCCGCCGCUCAACCUGCCGGACUCCGACUGGCUCCGGUCGUUCGAGCCGCCGUUUCCGAUCCCAACCCGAUGACAGUAUCAAUUGUUGCUCCUAAUUGGCUUGCCAGCCUCCUCCUUCCUAACUAAUGUAUGUAGCGUGUAGUAAGACUAAAGUAAAUAAUGCAAGUUACUGGAAUGAUAGCUGAGAGAACGGACAAGUUCAUCCUGAAUUGGUUCCAAUUUUGUACAAUCUAUCUGCUGUGAAUUUUGGAAACUGCUAGUUUCAAAUUUCUCAUGGA
Messenger RNA from Sorghum bicolor (sorghum), 1218 nucleotides. RefSeq names its product SPX domain-containing protein 6. NCBI's taxonomy places the organism in Eukaryota, Viridiplantae, Streptophyta, Magnoliopsida, Poales, Poaceae. The coding region runs from base 246 to 1013 and encodes 255 amino acids. The transcript has 2 exons. The record is from RefSeq and is a predicted model, not a curated record. Gene Ontology annotation, biological process: cellular response to phosphate starvation.